Molecule: messenger RNA, 2329 nt
Organism: Nothobranchius furzeri (turquoise killifish)
Lineage: Eukaryota; Metazoa; Chordata; Actinopteri; Cyprinodontiformes; Nothobranchiidae
Gene: spata1
Product: spermatogenesis associated 1
Source: RefSeq, a predicted model, not a curated record
CACCAGAGCAACCCAGUGUGGUAUUCUCAUAAAAGAAACUCCACUGGUUGAGUGUUCUUAAGCACAACAGAGUUUUUUGGGAAGUUUUCAUAAGAAACUUCACCAACGCCUUGAAAAUAUAUAUUUUUUAGUAUUUCACUGCCUUCUUUGUGCUAAAUUGGAUUAAUAAUGGAGUUGUGAAUCGCCGGGACAACAGAGGAAAUGAGACCCGCCAGUUGUAAGUUUGUGGAGCUUCAUGUGCUGUUUGUGCCAUGUGACCAGUGGAAUGUGAAACUCAACAAAAUCUCAGCCAAAGCCACAGAGAGCUUCAUAUCUGCUGGCUUUAUCAGGGUCUAUCCUGAUAUCACAUUGAGAACUCUGCGGGCUGAGCUGGCUGCUUUCCUUGGCGGUGAGAAGGACGUCAAUAAAUUCUCUUUUCUGAGAUGCGUGGGCCAAAGUCUGGCUGUGGUGAAAAGCAGUCAAGAGAAAGACCUGAAAGUGAAAACAUUUGCACCUCCUUACGCAGCUCAGCCAGAGCUUUACCUGCUGCCUGCUGUGGAGGCAGACAGCAGCUUCUGCUCUCGUUCCGUCACCACGGAUACCAGCAGCAGCUCCCCGGAGCAGCAGAUCUGUUACCAGCCUCUAAAGUUGUGUGGCGUGCCGACUGGGACAAAGAAGCCUGUUAAAUUCCCCCACAUUCCUCCGUGUUCCCAGCAGCUACCUCCUCCCUCUGAGCUGGAAGAGGAGGGCGAAGAGGAGGAGGAGGAAGACGAUCGGAGCUGCAGCUCCUCAGAGGGUGAGGUUGAGGAGGAAGCUCUGUGCUGCAUGAGGAGAACUGAACAGGAGGAUCACACAGUGAAGCCUCAGAGCCACAGAGCAUUGCAGCUUGUUUCAAUGAAAAAAGCUUUAGACAGAUGUGAAGCUGCUGCAGCUCAGGUGAGGUGGUUACCUCACAGAGAGGAAACCUGCUCAAAGACGAAACACAGAGACGGACUUUCAGCCGAGUGUCUCGAGGGCCAAGAUCCAGGCGUGUCCCUCAGAGACAGAAACUCCAAAGACGUGCACGCUCUGACGUCCUUGAGGAACAAACCCACAGCUGGGGUGUGUGGAGGUUUAGAUUCAGUAAAACCUGCCUCUCCUGUCACAAACAGAGAGGAGCUAAUCGAGACACUCAAACUAGUGAAGGAGGAGAGACGGGAGCUGGAGUGGACAAGACAGCAGCUCCUGAGGAAAGGGAAGGACUUGUUGUCUCAGAACAGGCAUCGCAGGAACCAAGCACGUGACAGCUGGAAGAAGAAAUACUUUGGAACCAAGAAGGCCACAGCACCUCUGGAGGACAAACUGAGACAGCUAAAACUAGAACUGGAGACACUUUACAACAAAGCCCUGCACCAGCUGCAAAUCAGGAAGAGCUUAGGAAAACCACUGAGACAAGGGAGGACAUCAGGAAAGAACGAGCUCAUCAUUCAGAUCAUGAAGGAGAACUUUGAGAUCGACAACAUGAAGAGGAAAGUAGAAGAUGCAGAAAUGAAGCUGAUAACGGAGAUGAAGUUGAGGAAGCAGGCAGCUACAGAGCUGGGAGCGCUGAAGGUUGAGCUUGCUCAGAAAAGGAGUCAAUCAUCAUCCUGGACUGACGGGAAACACGGCACGGGAAAAAAUGCAAGUGUCAUCGACGACCUCUCUUCUGGGUUCUAACAGUGUUGCACACGUGUGAAGCUUUCUGUGAAAGAGCCAGGCAAGAUGGAGGAACCACCAACGGAGGAACUGUUGUCACAUCAGAAACAAGUUAUUCAGUUCUGCUGCAGUAAGGGCAUUUCUACUGGCAUUACCUCUAUAACUGCAUGCUACACAAUUCCCAAAAAAACAGACAAGCUAAAAAACAAAGAAGCUUAAGAGCACAGGAGAUAAUGAUAAUUCAUCCAUUUUCAUCCGCUUAUCCGGGGUCGGGUCACGGGGGCAGUAGCCUAAGGUGAGAGGCCCAGACUUUACUCUCCCCAGCCACUUGGGCCAGCUCCUCCGGGGGAAUCCCAAGGCGUUCCCUGGCCAGGUGAGAGACAUAGUCCCUCCAACGUGUCCUGGGUCUUCCUUCAGGCCUCCUCCCGGUUGGACGUGCCCAGAAAACCUCACCAGGGAGGCGUCCAGGAGGCCUCCUGACCAGAUGCCUGAGCCACCUCAACUGGCUCCUCUCGAUGUGAUGAUGAUAAUAAUAAACUAUAUUUAAAUGGAGUUCAAAGUGAACAAGUACAUGAAAGGAAACUUAGUUAAAAACCACAUGUUGAAUAUAUCAAAUAUCAAGUGUCCAAAUCUAUUUCAAUACUCUACGAAAUAAACAAAACAGCUUUGUUUUUGA